AUCGCGGUGAGUGUUCCAUUUACCGACCCCCACAAUAACUAAAGAGCACUUGUGUAACCGUCAGACCGUGGGAUGCAAGCUAUACACAUUUUGUGAGCCUGUUAUGGAGCUUUCUGUAUCUGUGAAAAAUUCUGAAGGUAUUUUUAAAUCUUAAAAUAAAUAAGCAAAGAUGAUUGAGGGUGAUGGCAUACAUUCUGAUGAACGAUCCCAUCUGAUGGAUACUGAUGAUCGAGGUCAUCAAAACCUGUAUGCAGUAACGUAUGAGGAGGCAAUAAGCAAAACAGGUAAUGGAAAAUUCCAUUAUUUGGUGCUGGUGUUGUGCGGCUGGGCUGUGUCUAGUGAUGCCAUUGAAGUUCUCUCCAUCUCGUUUGUUUUACCAGCAGCACAAUGUGAUCUGAACCUGUCUUCUAACGACAAGGGAUGGCUCAACUCUAUCAUAUUCGUUGGUAUGAUGUUAGGUGGAUAUGGCUGGGGUUCACUCGCAGACCACUUUGGACGUAGACAGAUCUUACUUGGUUCACUGACAGUCAAUGGACUUGGAGCACUUUCCUCAAGUUUCUGUCAACAGUUUUGGGUUUUCUUGUUGAUGAGGCUGAUCAGUGGAAUAGGUGUGGGAGGAAGUAUUCCUGUCAUCUUCUCAUACUUCACCGAGUUCCAGCCAAAAGACAGACGAGGGACGAUGAUCAGUGUCCUAGCUACGUUCUGGAUGUUUGGUAACAUCAUUGCAGCAGGGCUGGCCUGGAUCAUUGUUCCACUAGAUAUUGGCUACUCCUCACCAGAUUUCACUUAUGACAGCUGGAGAAUCUUUGUUGCAAUCUGUACAUUUCCAAGUCUGUCUUCAGCUGCCCUUUUCUUCCUGAUGCCGGAGAGUCCCAAAUUCCUGCUAACUGUUGGUAAAGAGGAGCAGGCAGUUGCUGUGCUAAAAAAGGUCUAUGAGGUUAAUAAUCCGAAGGCUCUGCUGCCAUUCGAUGUUGAAUCCAUUGUGUUGUCAUCAGACAGCAAAACAGAUGCACUCCACCGCUCCCGUAGCAACAAGGACGUCAAAAGGACAUGUGGCUCAAAGUCUGUGACACUGCUGCUCAACACUACAUUUGAACUAGUUCGUGCCCCCCUUCGUCGUUCCACAAUCAUUAUGCUUACAGUUUCAUUCACCAUUAGUUUUGGAUACUAUGGACUGUGGAUGUGGUUUCCAGAGUUGUUUUCUCGUGUAGAGAAAUAUGGUGGAUCUCCGUGUGACCAUGUCAAGGAUACUAAUUCUACAAGUCAGGACCAGAACUGUACCAUACCGGAUAACUGGACGUACCAGUCCGGCUUCCUCACAGCACUGUCUAACCUGCCUGGAAACAUCUUUACUAUAUUUCUUAUGGAUAAACUUGGCCGAAAAGCAAUAUUAGUGACUGGAAUGCUGGGAUCUGGUGUGGCUGUGUUCUUCAUCCCUUUAAUCCAUAAUAAGAUAGAGAACCUCCUGCUCUCCUGUGCAUUUGGUCUGAUCUCCACGCUGGCCUGGAAUGCUAUCGAUGUACUUCAGGCUGAGCUGUUUCCUACAGGAGUCAGAUCAACAGCCAUGGGAUUGUCUUCUGCAGCAAGCAGAGUGGGCGCAAUCCUAGGAAAUCUGGCGUUUGGGGAAUUAGUGGAUGUCCAUUGCGCAGUACCUAUGAUACUGGUAUCUGUACUUCUUGUCUUGGGCGGACUUACCUCUCUAAAACUGCCCAAUACAACCAGAAUAGACAUUCAUUGACCACUGUGUUUCGGACUUAAAUGUGACAUAUUCAUGGCAUGUAUUUAUACAUGUAUUUCUUAGUUAUUUAAAUUAUUAUUAUCAAGCACUUUGAAGGAUGUUUUUACAAAUCUUGGCGGAUUGUCCCUGAUCCAGUAUGAAUCUUUAUUGUACAAAGAAGUCCCCUUCAGGAAAGUAGCCCUGACCUGGAGAAUGCUAUAUAAAUGAAGGGUAUGCCUCACAUAGCAAUAGUGUCCCAAACAGGGACAAUGUUUAUAUACUCGGUAAUAGUGUCAAUCUUUGUAAUAUAUAUUAGUGAAGACUUCUAAGCUUCAAUAAGGCAGAAAUGGUAGUGUACUUAUGAUCUUUUUUAAAUCUUAUUAAAAACAAAUAUAGCUUGUAAUCCCCCGAGGCAGGAAUGGAUGUGUUCAAUAUAUAUUAUGAUAAUAAGUGCCUUUUGCUGAAUAUCUGCAUAGUUUCAGCCUGUUUUAUUAUUAAUUUCAAAUGGUUUUUGACAUAAUAUAGGUAAAAUGUUUUAACUUUAUGAAGUAAUUAAGCUGCAUGUGUGCAAGUUAUGAUAGAGAAAUUAUUAUGAAUUUUGUUGUUUUUACCUUCAUGGAAAUUUUGACUCAUCUAUCAGAUACAGAUUAUAAUACAAUUCUCUUGACAUGGUAAUUAACAGGCUUAAUGUUGACAGAUAGAGCUGAGGUGAUUGGUUAAUAGACUGGGUUACCUGCCUUUGAUUGGUUAAUAGACUGGGUUACCUGCCUUUGUCCAUUUCUCUUUGUUAGAGUCAUGCACUCUUGAAUACUAAGAUAGGUCAGAGCUGCCAUCUUGUUCAUGAUCUUGACCGAAUAAGCUCUGAUUGGUCAAUUCUGUCAGUGAAUUGUUGGUUUGAUUUAAGGCUUUGGAUUCCCUCUUGUUUACAAAGGUAUUAUUUGUGAGAUGAAGCCACAACAUUGUUUAGUAGGCAUGCUGUGUUGUAAAGGUAUAGGAAAUUGUCCAGAAACAUUUAUUUCAAUUUCAGCAGCUACUUUCAGGUAGUGUGUGUGAAAUAGAAGGUCUCAGUAUUUUAUUCUGCUGUAAAGUAUCAGAAACCUCAAGCAGAUAACAACCUUGUUCGAUUUGAACAGUCAAUGUACAACCAACAGUAUGCAGAAUUAUUUUCCAUGGACACACAAGUAAAUGUUCAGGAUUAUUGACCAAUUUAUCCUAUAGACUAGAGAGUCAUGUGACUUACAUAGAUAUUAGCCAAUCAAAAUGACUGGAUUUUUUGCCUAGACCUUUGGUUUUGUGGAAGACCAAGGGAAUCGCAUUCCUGCAGAGUGCCCUGACAGGAAUUGGACCCAGAUCUCAGGCGUGAGAAUCUGCAGUUGUACCACCUGAGUCAAAGAAACCUAGUUACUCUGUUAGCUAAGUGACAGAGACCAUAUUUAACACUAUGUACAAGCCACACUGACCCACUCCUUUUACUGUUUUAUUUUCAAAGGGAAGAUAGGGUGACUGGUUGACAGAGAGAAAGAUGAGGUGAUUGGUUGACAGAGUGAGAUGAUUGGUUGAUAGAGAGAUGAAGUGAUUGGUUGACAGAGUGAGAUGAUUGGUUGAUAGAGAGAUGAAGUGAUUGGUUGACAGAGUGAGAUGAUUGGUUGAGAGAGAAAUGAGGUGAUUGGUUGACAGAGUGAGAUGAUUGGUUGAGAGAGAAAGGAGGUGAUGGGUUGAUAAAGUGAGAUGAUUGGUUGAUAAAGAGAUGAGAUAUGCUAUGAGCUGGAAUAAUUAAAUUCUGUGAUACGUUUUGUACAUUGUAUGAGGAACAUUUAAUAGAUUCUGUUAUAAGUGUCAUAAAUCAAAUGUACGAUUUAUAUUGUUGAUUUUUUAAUAAUGCAAAUUUUGAAUAACUUAUGUGGAAAGUUUCUUCAGUGGUCUACAGUACAUAAGUACUGUAAGGUCCACUGUGGGGUGUGCUGCCUCCCAAGAAUAAGAUCUCAGAACCAGUGUAAUAGCCAUCCUAACUUAUCAUUUUUGAAUAGGGUCUGAAGGCCAUGUUUGCCUCUGUUAGCGUGGUUCUUUCUUGUAACAAUCCAUCAAAGUAUUCCUCCUUGGCAGAAACAUACCUGUGCUGUGGAAGGCCCAGAGGUACAUUCUCUUUGGUAAACUUGCAAGACACUGGAAUAUUGCAGCACACUUUUGGAUUCAUACUUUGUCCUAGAUAACAUUUCAUCAUCAAAGGAAACAAGAAUAAGUCACAGGAAAUCAGGUCCAUUGAACAGGAAGUCAGGUCCAGUGAACAGGAAGUCAGGUCCAGUGAACAGGAAGUCAGGUCUAGUGAACAGGAAGUCAGGUCCAGUGAACAGGAAGUCAGGUCCAUUGAACAGGAAGUCAGGUCCAGUGAACAGGAAGUCAGGUCCAAUGAAUGUUGGGUGUGCUGCCUCCCAAGAAUAAGAUCUCAGAACCAGUGUAAUGGCCUUCAUAACUGGCCUGGCUAUGUUUGUGUUACCAUUCUUACUGACCCAUCUGUGUUAUCAAAUCAGCAACAUAAUAAUUAUGUGCAAUUUUAGUGUCCACUUCUGCAUGUAUAAAUUUUGGAUUUACAUGAAAUUUUUUAUUUUUUAGUGAAUAUUUCAAAUUAAGUAUUUAAUCAUUCAGAAUUCUAUCACUAGUACAUGUACCAUUCAUCAGUGCCCAUCUUAGUAUGUUAUGUUAAAAUUUUGCUAAUGCUUUACUUUUGAUAUCCCUUUGUGGUGAGCAAAGGGGCUGUGGUGUUUCAGUGUCUAUUUGUACGGGAGUGUUGUAGUGAAAAUGUUUUUUGAAUGGUUUGUGUGCCACUAGGUUUUAUACAUCUAUAUUAUUAUAUGUACCUAUCAUGUAUCUCUUUGUGUUGUGCUGACUAUUAAUCUUUGUCUUUUGGUUGUUUUGUUGUUAUAUUGUUUGAUAAUUGUUAAGCAGGAACCAGAGGGAUUUAGAUUAGAUUUCUGUAGUCAUGUGAGGAUGAAUCCCAACAGAAUUCAUUUACAGUAACAGUGUAAUGACUUAUUGCUCAAAACUGUACCAAUCAACUUAUAACUAUCUAACAUAUAUACUGACUUAAUCAUGCAAAUAUUUUGUGAUUGUUGAGAUAUACAUUUGGUACAUCACAUUUUAAAGAUCAAUACUCUUCAAAAAGUA
Messenger RNA from Pecten maximus, 4879 nucleotides. RefSeq names its product synaptic vesicle glycoprotein 2C-like. Gene Ontology annotation, molecular function: transmembrane transporter activity. Gene Ontology annotation, cellular component: membrane. The record is from RefSeq and is a predicted model, not a curated record. Gene Ontology annotation, biological process: transmembrane transport. The transcript has 13 exons. The coding region runs from base 170 to 1738 and encodes 522 amino acids. NCBI's taxonomy places the organism in Eukaryota, Metazoa, Mollusca, Bivalvia, Pectinida, Pectinidae.